AUGACAUUCUCAACCCUCCACGCAGUCUACACAUCCCCAGACACACAACCAAAAACCAUCUCCCACGAAUUCCCCUCCACCGACGGUUCCCUCGCCAGCAAAACCACCCACCUCACAACCUUGCAAUCGCUAGUCCCCAAACUCCAAGACGAAAUCAAUGUCUACCUGACAACACGAAUGGAAGAAGACAAGAAGGCCCAAGGCACCGUCUCCGAGAAGGAAGCCAAGGAGGAGGACUACUACGGAGAAGAGCUGGUUGAAGAAGAUGCUUGA
Molecule: messenger RNA, 273 nt
Organism: Penicillium waksmanii
Lineage: Eukaryota; Fungi; Ascomycota; Eurotiomycetes; Eurotiales; Aspergillaceae
Exons: 1
Coding region: 1-273 (90 amino acids)
Source: RefSeq, a predicted model, not a curated record